ACACCGCGUAAACACCGAAUUUAUGGCGGGACAGAGAAUAGAGACUGCGGUUGAAGUCUGGUGCUUCGGAACCUGAGUGGAGGAACCUGCCUUUUUGUCAGCCAAGAUGGCUUCCAAAAGGAGAAUUUUGAGCUUUAGUGAAAGGCAUCAAAAGUUAGUAGAUCAAAACUACAGCAAAAAAUUGCACAUGGAAGCACUAAAAAAGGUGGAGAGUCAAGUCAGGAACCAAAUUGUGCAGAAUAAAAAUGAUGAACGUGUUGAGCACAAGAGAUUCCUCAGAUUGUUACAGGACGAGCAGUUUGAGUUGGAUAUGGAAGAAGCCAUCCAAAAAGCAGAAGAAAACAAGAGAUUACGGGAACGCCAACUUGAACAGGAAGAAAAAUUGGCUGUGGAACUGGCAAAACUAAAGCAUGAAAAGCUAAAGGAUGAAAAGAUGAGGCAGCAAGUGAGAGAAAACAGUAUUGAGCUCAGAGAAUUAGAGAAGAAAUUAAGAGUCGCUUACAUGAAUAAAGAGAGGGCAGCCCAGAUCGCUGAAAAGGAUGCCAUUAAAUAUGAGCAAAUGAGACGCGAUGCUGAAAUAGCCAAAACCAUGAUGGAAGAGCAUGAGAGAGUGAUAAAGGAAGAGAACGCGCUAGAGGACAAGCGAAACAAAGAGAAGGCACAAUACUACCUUGACUUAGAGAAACAACUUGAAGAGCAAGAGAAAAGAAAGCAGGAAGCUUAUGAGCAGUUGCUGAAAGAAAAACUCAUGAUUGAUGAAAUUGUGAGGAAAAUAUAUGAAGAAGACCAACUAGAAAGGCAACAAAAGUUAGAAAAAAUGAACGCAACCCGGAAGUACAUUGAAGAGUUUCAGAAAGAGCAGGCUCUGUGGAGAAAAAAGAAACGUGAGGAGAUGGAAGAGGAAAACAGGAAAAUCAUAGAGUUUGCCAGUAUGCAGCAGCAAAGAGAGGAAGAAAGGAUGGCAAAAGUUCAAGAAGUUGAGGGAAAAAGGCUGCAGCUUCAAAAUGAGCUGAUCCAGAAACUGGAAGAAAUUCUGCGACAGCGUGAAGAUUUGGAACAAGUGCGACAAGAAUUAUAUCAGGAAGAAGCAGCUGAAGUCUAUAAGAGGAAAAUAAAAGAAGAAGCAGAAGACAAAUUAAGAAAGCAAAAAGAAAUGAAGCAAGAUUUUGAGGAACAAAUGGCCUUGAAAGAACUAGUACAACAGGCUGCAAAAGAAGAAGAGGAAAUAUUUAGAAAAACUAUGCUGGCUAAACUUGCUGAAGAUGAUCGGAUAGAAUUAAUGAAUGCUCAGAAACAAAGAAUGAAGCAAUUAGAACAUAGAAAGGCUGUGGAAAAACUUAUUGAAGAGCGUCGUAACCAGUUCCUUGCAGACAAGCAACGUGAACUUGAAGAAUGGCAAUUGCAGCAAAGAAGACAAGGGUGUAUCAAUGCCAUUAUUGAAGAGGAAAGGCUAAAACUUCUCAAAGAACAUGCUACAAAAUUACUAGGACAUCUCCCUAAAGGAGUAUUUAAAACAGAAGAUGAUGUUGAUAUGCUUGGUGAAGAGUUUAGGAAAGUGUAUGAGAAAAGGAGUGAAAUUUGUGAAAAGAAGUGAUGGCAAGAUUUGGUAAAACUUGUGUUCUUUUGUAUGUAACCACUAGGUGUCAGUGUUAACUUUGGUUUUACAGUUUAUUGAUGGUAGGGAUCCAUUGUCUUAUCCAA
Fukomys damarensis (Damara mole-rat) is the source of this 1701-nucleotide messenger RNA. It is a transcript of the gene Mns1, whose product is annotated as meiosis specific nuclear structural 1. Lineage: Eukaryota; Metazoa; Chordata; Mammalia; Rodentia; Bathyergidae. Gene Ontology annotation, biological process: cilium organization. Gene Ontology annotation, cellular component: motile cilium. The record is from RefSeq and is a predicted model, not a curated record. Bases 107 to 1594 code for a protein of 495 amino acids. The transcript is spliced from 10 exons.